AUGAGUACUGAUAGUGGAGGUAGGGAGGUAAAACGUAAUAAAAAGCGGAAAGCCGUUGUUCAAUUAUCAGACUGUUCUGAUGAAGACGAAGAGGUAAAAUAUGCUCCUUAUUUUAAAAAAAAUCAUAUACGAAGCUACCCUGAAAAUUCACCUGGCACAAUAUUCCCAGUUUACAUACAGAGCACAAAUGAAAAUAUAAAAUUUGGUAACAAAGAUCCAGUAUAUUUAAAUAAUAUUUUCAGCAGGUAUAAUAAGGGAGUGAAAGAAAUUAAAAGACUAAAUGCUUUGCGGUACACUGUAAUUUUUGACAAUGCGAAGAAUGCCAAUUCGUUGUUGGCUAAUUCAACUUUUCUAGCAUCACACGAGAUAAAAGCAUUCAUUCCAGCUUCUACUUCUGAAUGUAUUGGUGUUAUCAAGUUUAUCCCAACAGAUCUCAGCUGCAAACACUUAUUUGACAAACUUAUCAGCUCACAAGAAAUAUUUGCAGUCCGGAGAUUCACCAAGCGGACACCAGAAGGUAUUGUUCCUUUGCAGACAGUCUCCAUCACAUUUGCAGGUAAUAUCCUGCCUGAACAUGUGAACUAUGGUCUAUGUGUUGUACCUGUAGAGCAAUAUAUUAAACCUGUUAUACAAUGUUACAAAUGCAUGGGAUUUGGACAUACCACUAAGUUUUGUAAGCGAAAUAUUGUUUGUUCUAUAUGCUCUGAGUCUCAUUCAUUUAAAGAUUGUUCGAACACUGAUAAACCACUAUGUAUUACCUGCAAGGGUGAACAUGUAGCUGUGGCUAGGACUUGUCCUGUUAAACAACAGAAAAUAAUUGAAAAUCGAAAUAAAAUAAUGAACCGCAAUACAUUGGGCUCUUACUUUCCCACUUUAAACAAGUCUUUCGCCAAGGCAACAAGUUCACGACCUCAGCAAAUGCAAUAUACAUCUAAUAUCAGUAAAGAAAAGAAUGUUUUGCCUGACGUUAUAAACAACGAUAAAAUACUUAAAGCCAUCAUUGACACAUUCUUAAUGUUUUGUAGCAAAGACAAUAGCUUACCAAUUAACUCAGCUUCGAUAAAAGAAAUGUUUAUAAAGAAUAUUACACAUAGUCAUAAUGGAUAG
Messenger RNA from Chilo suppressalis (striped riceborer), 1107 nucleotides. The record is from the annotation of a GenBank genome assembly. NCBI's taxonomy places the organism in Eukaryota, Metazoa, Arthropoda, Insecta, Lepidoptera, Crambidae.